CGUUAUUUAAUUGAUCUGUCAGUGGUAUUGUUUAGAAGUGUUCGAUUUUAAAGUUGAAUUAAAAACAUCAGUUACGUCAUCGACCGAUUAAAUUGAAAUUUUACUGUCGAAACGCAUGUUCACCAAAGUCGAAUUUUUAAUGUACUUAAAUAUCCAUCUGUUGUGGGGGUGUUUUUGCUAGAUGGUUUGAAAUAUUUUGCACUUCAUUUAUUGAAAGUACAGUAUAUUUGGACAAACAUUGUUAAAUGGAAGGUGAUCAAUUGGAUUUUGAAGACCCGUCUACAUCGUGCCUUGAAAAGACUGAUUUUACCAGCCAAAGUCCGACCAUGUGCCCAGUGGUUUUGGAGACAGCAGAAGAAGAAUUGAUAGCAGAAGAGUCUGCACCAACCACAGAUUCAGAUGAACUUGGAGUAGCUAACAUUGAAAUGAAAAAUGUAUUUAAUCUUCAUUUAGUUGAUAGUACAUGUACAGAACAGGAUAUUUACUCUGAUGAAAGUCCUUUACCUGAUGAUGGUGAUUGGGUUAAUGAUGAUUGGACGGAUAAUCCAAGUGAACAAGAAGAUGCUUCUAAUGCUAAUGGUGUUAUGCGAAAAAGAAAAAUAUCAAAUUCCACAUUAACGUCUGAAGAUUUUCCGUCCAAAAAACAAUAUUAUGAUCAAAACAAUUUAAAUCUUGAAAGACUGACGCCUAAAUUGGCUGAAAAUGAAUUAGAUAAAAUAGAUAAAAUAAAGAUUCGUCGAAGUUGUAUACCGUCCAAAGAUGAUCCGCCUGAAGAAAUGAUGGAAUGGCUAAAAACUUUUUCGAAGUGGUCAAAUGCAGAAAGGAUGUUAGCUAUUGAUAUGUUGGUGGAUGAAUGUGAACCUACUCAAGUUCGUCAUAUGCUACAGCUUAUUGAACCACAAUUCCAACGAGAUUUUAUUUCUCUACUUCCUAAAGAAUUGGCCUUAUAUGUUUUAUCAUUUUUGGAACCCAAAGACUUGUUAAAAGCAGCUCAAACAUGUCAUAGUUGGCGGUUUUUAUCUGAAGACAAUUUACUAUGGCGUGAAAAGUGCCAAAACGCUAAUAUACCUUUAACAGAUCUAAGUACUAUUAAGUGUUCAAAAAUUCGCAGUAUUACCUCACCAUGGAAGUCUUCAUACAUGAGACACCAUGCAAUUGAAAUGAAUUGGAGAAUAAAACCAAUUAAAAUGCCAAGAAUACUCAAAGGCCAUGAUGAUCACGUUAUCACGUGCUUACAAUUCUGUGGAAAUCAGGUUGUUAGUGGUUCUGAUGACAAUACACUUAAAGUGUGGUCAGUUCUAACUGGAAAAUGUCUGCUUACAUUGUCUGGACAUACCGGAGGUGUAUGGUCAUCUCAAAUGGCUGGUAAUGUUAUAAUUAGUGGUUCCACUGAUCGUACUCUUAAAGUAUGGGACGCAGAAACUGGUGUAUGUACACAUACAUUGUAUGGUCAUACUUCAACUGUUCGUUGUAUGCAUUUACAUGAAAAUAAAGUUGUAAGUGGUUCAAGAGAUGCAUCACUUAGGUUGUGGGAUAUUGAAACUGGUCAGUGCUUGUCUAUAUUCCUUGGUCAUCAGGCUGCUGUACGUUGUGUCCAAUAUGAUGGCCGAUUAAUCGUUAGUGGUGCUUAUGACUACUUAGUCAAAGUAUGGGAUGCAGAAAGUGAAGUUUGUUUGCAUACACUAUCUGGUCACACUAACCGUGUAUAUUCUUUACAAUUUGAUAGUACUCAUGUUGUAAGUGGAUCAUUAGAUACUAGCAUAAGAGUAUGGGAUGUAGAGACUGGUACGUGUAAGCACACUUUAAUGGGACAUCAAUCUUUAACAUCUGGCAUGGAAUUAAGAGAUAAUAUAUUAGUGUCUGGAAAUGCUGAUUCAACAGUCAAAGUAUGGGAUAUACUUACUGGGCAAUGCUUACAGACUUUGUCAGGUUCAAAUAAACAUAAUUCUGCUGUUACAUGUUUGCAAUUCAACACUAGAUUUGUAGUAACUUCUUCUGAUGAUGGUACUGUUAAAUUGUGGGAUGUGAAAACUGGUGAAUUUAUUAGAAAUCUAAUAGCACUGGAAAGUGGUGGUAGUGGUGGUGUUGUUUGGCGAAUACGUGCAAAUGAAACAAAGUUAGUAUGUGCAGUAGGCAGCCGCAAUGGUACCGAAGAAACCAAAUUAUUUGUAUUUGAUUUUGACGCCGACUACGAGUAACAUCAAAUUACAAAUUUGGUAGUUUGCAUCACAGUUUUUUUGUGGUUUAAGGAGAGUUACGAAUAUUUGGGACUGUUUACUUAGGUUUAAAAAUGUCCCUUAUAUAUUAUCAGUUAUCACAUUUUACCGUUAUCAUAAUGUUUCAGUAUUAUGUUUUUUUUAUUAUUAUUUAUAAAUGAGGGAAAUUAAAGUGAUUGGGUAAUCUUCUAACUUUCUGGAUGAUCAAGAAAGACUUAUGGAGUAUUGUUUGUGAUUUAUAGCGCAUUAAAAUGAAGUUAUAGAUUAAUUUACAUAUUAUUUUCUAGUCUUUGAAGCUAUAAUAAUCAUAAUUUGAUAUUCUUUGAGCCAAAUAAAUUGGUUGUUUUUUUUUUUUUAUUCCCAGUAUACUAUUUAAUAUGA
Messenger RNA from Melanaphis sacchari, 2597 nucleotides. RefSeq names its product F-box/WD repeat-containing protein 7 (gene ago). Gene Ontology annotation, molecular function: ubiquitin binding. The coding region runs from base 246 to 2198 and encodes 650 amino acids. The record is from RefSeq and is a predicted model, not a curated record. Lineage: Eukaryota; Metazoa; Arthropoda; Insecta; Hemiptera; Aphididae. Gene Ontology annotation, cellular component: cytoplasm; nucleus. The transcript is spliced from 12 exons. Gene Ontology annotation, biological process: proteasome-mediated ubiquitin-dependent protein catabolic process; ubiquitin recycling.